Messenger RNA from Rotaria sp. Silwood2, 511 nucleotides. The record is from the annotation of a GenBank genome assembly. Lineage: Eukaryota; Metazoa; Rotifera; Eurotatoria; Philodinida; Philodinidae.
ACACACCACACCCUGUAUUAACAACAACUCCAUCUUUAAGAAGUUUAACUACUGAAUCAUCCUUUACUCCAACAACAUCGAAAAAAGUUUUGGUAUUCUAUCCUUUAGAUUAACAUCCUUAAACAUUGAUACAAUAAUUUAUUUUCUGACUUUUGAUGUUCAAAAAUACAAAUUUAAUGAAAUUAAAACACGAUUUAACCUCUAUUCGAUUGUUUCUCAGAAAAAUGAUAAUGAAGAUAUACUAUUGAAUAAACAUUUCGAUACUCAAGAUGAUCGAUUUAAGAUUAUUACAGAAGCUUUAACACAAGGUUUUGCUUUAAAUGAAGAAUCAAUGGUUGCUUUACAUCCGUCACUAAAACAAGCUAGAACUCAAUUAACAAAAGACGUAAAAUACUUAAAAGUUAUGAAGCCAAACCUCAGCGAACAUGCUGCAAAUGAAAAUGAUAGUGCAAGGGAAGAUGUUGAAAGUAUAGAGGACGACACUCAAACGCAAUUUUCGAAGGAAGAAUGA